AUGACCAAAGACGCCGUGAAUCUGGAUACUUACACAGUCAAUUUCAUGCCCUUCUAUACCGAGUACGAAGGACCAACUGGAGAGUUUAAGGAUUAUAAGUUCGAAGAUACUGUUUACUUUCGAGGGAAGGAGCUGCAAAGGGAGAAGCUCGUUACAACUGCCAAUAGCGAUAGCACAACUGAUACAUUCAGUAAUGGCGCCAUCUUCUCGGGAAACACAAUAAUUGGCAAGGUAGUUUCGGUGAAUAAUUAUGAAAGGGAGGGUACUAACCGCAACGAAUUGGCGCGCUUACAAGAAUUGAUCUCCCUCAUCGAUGUCAUCAACCAGUAA
Messenger RNA from Saccharomyces paradoxus, 330 nucleotides. It is a transcript of the gene RNH203, whose product is annotated as Rnh203p. The record is from RefSeq and is a predicted model, not a curated record. NCBI's taxonomy places the organism in Eukaryota, Fungi, Ascomycota, Saccharomycetes, Saccharomycetales, Saccharomycetaceae. Bases 1 to 330 code for a protein of 109 amino acids. The transcript has a single exon.